Messenger RNA from Cetraspora pellucida, 123 nucleotides. NCBI's taxonomy places the organism in Eukaryota, Fungi, Glomeromycota, Glomeromycetes, Diversisporales, Gigasporaceae. The record is from the annotation of a GenBank genome assembly.
AUGCUUCAAUAUGACCUAUCAAAGUGUGCUAUUUGUGAAAUAUGCCUAUACUGGCAGUUGCAUUUACAUUCUAAUAGAUACAGUACAAUGAACAAUCAAAAAGGCUCUAGUGCACAGUGUUGA